GGUAAUUAAGACAGUUAUUAAUACAUAGCUAAUUAAAAUACUAGAAUGCACGACCUUUUGUAUUACGGUGAAGUUAAUUAGGUCAAGUUAAUAUAGAGUUAAUUAGGAUGCUACAAUGCAUGACCUAUGGUGUUAAGAGAAAGGUAAUUAAGGUACAGUUAAUUAUUACAGUGUUAUUUAGGCAGUAGGAAUCAUGACGUUAUAUGUUAAUUAGGGUGAAGUUAUGUAGGGCACAGCUAAUUAAGUUAGUCUCAAUUAAGGCACUCAAACUCGCGAUCUUCUGUUGGAGAAAAAAAGAAGUAACAUCGCAUUCAAAUGAGUAGAUCAAGCAAUUUAAUGCAUUUCUCUUGAGCGUGCUGGCUUUCGCAUUCACCCUCUUUCGCCGUAUGCUAUAGGCACUUUCAAUUUUUGUGCGUUCCCUAUGUCCGCCCGAUUCUCGGCCGAUGCCCCUGUAGUUGAAACGUGCCACAUUUGAGGCGAAUCAUUGUCAUUUUAGAGGAAAAUGAAGUUAUGAGCUCCAUCAGUGCAAUUUACUUUACUUUAUUCUUUUUUUUUCUUUUUAACAAUCCUAUCAACGCAAGGCUCACUAUAGUAUUUAUCAAUACUUUAUCUCAUGCAUUCACACUUUAUAUUGCAUCUUGGCUUAUUUGUUUUCCUUUUUUUUCGUGUUUUAUUUAUUUAUUAACCAAUUUAUUUUAUUUUACUUAUUGAAUCAUAUUACUACCCGAUUCGUGGCCUAUCCCCCACAGUGGGUUUGUACCAUUAACUGAGGCUUCAUCAUCAUCAUAAUCAUCACCGGCAUAAUGACGCUGCAAUAAAAAACGUAUUUGAAGUGAUAUUUCAUUGUGUAAGUGAAACAAGGAGACUGUCACGUUAAUUUCAUUGUUUCACCUUCCGCGAUAUGAACACAAAAAUAUUAACUUAGAAAUUAAAAAUAAUACAGCAUGAAAAUUGAUAAUAACGAUUAGUGUUCAUUUAAUAUCACUUUCUAAACUACAAAGUUCAAUUUAAGUAUUCUUCCCUUCUUACCUACUGCCGCACGAUUCAUUGCCGAUCCCCUGUAGUGGGUUGAGCCAUAUCCGUAGGCACCACACCAAACCAAGCCGUCAUCAGCUGCUACCGUUGUGAGGUCUAGUCAUAUAAUCAGAACAGCAGUUCUUCAGACGUCCACAAUGCAGUCGUCAACAGCGACUUCGUCUUUCGACGAAUGCUCGACGUCAUCGAUGGAAAUGAUUACUGCUUCAGAAGGGGGUACAGCGACGGCAUCAACAGCAAUCUCGGCCCCAGAAGAAGGUGCCAGCGCCAGAGUGGGUUCUUCAUAUUGGCAGACGACGUCAACGUACGUCACGGCAUCGACUGGCGAGGAAGACUCGAGAGUCCCGCCAAGCAGUUGUCCGAGUGGAGCGAUCGGCAGGAAACUGAAGCCUGCGGUGCCGAUAGACCCGUCCCAACCAACAUUAGAGUUUCUUGGGCUCCGCCGCAGACCUGGCUUGCAGAACGAUGGCUCUAUAAGCCUGCCGAGCUCGUCGCCACGGUUGGUCGGUGUCCUGCUCACCAUUAUUGUGCUUCUCUGCGUGGUGCCCUACAUAUUCUCCCUGUUCCCCUCCUCUUCUUCUCAUCUGCGAGCCAGAUCCACAGGCGACACUGAAAAAGCGGAUAAACUGCCGAGGAAGGAGACCACACUGGACGUCAAAACCACAGCGGCUACUGAAAAGGUGGAGAAACUGCAAAAGGAGGAGACAUCACCCGCAGUGUCACCGGCUGCUGUUCCUCCGUCGCCUGGCUACGUGGGCGCGGAAUGCAACGUGACCUCACCAUGCUUGGGCAAAGCACAGUGCGAGGACGGCAUUUGUCUCUGCGAGAAACCUAAGUACCGCGUUUCGUCCGGUGUGUGCGUCUCUCGUGGCCCCCGCAAGGUCUCUGGCAAGAAGAGGAAGCGUGUGAGACGCAUGCGGUCGCGCUCGCACGGCUCGCACCGACGUGGCGUCCGCCAUCGGCACGUCGUUAGACAUGGCGGCCGCAAUACGAAGAAACGACACGUUCGCGCAAGCACCCACCAGUCAACGCCAUGGAUCGUGUCAACGAAACCGACGUAGUUUGUUUUUUUCUUGAUUUCAAGAAAGAACAUUGCUCCAUUGGAGGAUGCACCCAAGAUUUUUCUACAAUCACGGUUUUUGAUGACGCGCUGCUGAGCACACCAUUAGUGACUCCUAAUGAAAUUUGAAUAUAAUUAUUC
Dermacentor andersoni is the source of this 2236-nucleotide messenger RNA. RefSeq lists its product as uncharacterized. The record is from RefSeq and is a predicted model, not a curated record. NCBI's taxonomy places the organism in Eukaryota, Metazoa, Arthropoda, Arachnida, Ixodida, Ixodidae.